Molecule: messenger RNA, 1444 nt
Organism: Rhodamnia argentea
Lineage: Eukaryota; Viridiplantae; Streptophyta; Magnoliopsida; Myrtales; Myrtaceae
Exons: 2
Coding region: 352-1065 (237 amino acids)
Molecular function (GO): zinc ion binding
Source: RefSeq, a predicted model, not a curated record
CUUGUCAAUCUUUCUUUCUUUCCUUCUUCGUGUCCCUGUUCUUGUUCUCUCUCUCUCUCUCUCUCUCUCUCUGACAUUAUUCUCUUCUUCCUUGUCAAUCCCCAACCCCACUGAGAUUUUCAUCUUUAUUUUUCCAAUGCUCUAUGGAGUUCACAGUGGAGUAGAGGAAUGCCACCUAAUCCAAAACCACUCCCCCUCUUUAAAUCGGCUGUUUCAGUCGACGCUGCCUCUCAGGUCCUCGGAAGCUCGCCUUCUCCUCCUUGAAUCUCCGAGAAAGUUCCAAGCUUUGAGCCUUCCCAGGCUUCAUUGUGCCGAAGAAUCCGCUUUUGAGCUUCUGGGUAUGCCGCCUUAAUGGCCUCCGUCGAAAUGUCCCGCGUCGAUUUGGAGCUCGGCGAAACCCACCGCCACCACGUCGGAAGCAGCGACGACGACGACGACGAGAGCGUCUGUUUCUCCGACGCCGACGACGGCAGUGGCUCGUGCUACUCCCAGUUCUACUCCACCGCCGGAGGGUCCUACGACGAGUACGCCUUUUCCUGCGUGCUGGACGUGGACUGCGACGCUGAGGCCGGGUCUGGGAGGCCAUCGUCGGCGUCGGAUUGCUCGGUGGUGGCCGAGGGAGGAGGGAGGGAGGUGAGGGUGCACUUGGCGAGAGUGGAGAGAGAGAUGGAUUGCAGGAUUUGCCAUUUAGGGCUGGAGAGCAGCCGCCACGAAUCCGGGGCUCCGAUCCAAUUGGGCUGUUCUUGCAAGGGCGAUUUGGGUGCUGCCCACAAGAAUUGUGCAGAGGCCUGGUUCAAGAUCAAGGGAAACAAAACCUGCGAGAUCUGCAACUCCAUUGCACGGAAUGUUGCUGGCGUGAAUGAGGUAGAGCCGGCUGAGCAGUUGACCAAUGAGGUUGACAAUCCUACAGCCGCCUCGGCCGUCCCGGCCACCACCCCAACGUUGUUGCCUUCGGAGACCCGGAACUUCUGGCAGGGCCACCGCUUCUUGAAUCUGCUGCUUGCUUGCAUGGUAUUCGCCUUUGUCAUAUCGUGGCUAUUCCACUUCAACGUGCCGUCGUCGUAGACGUCGGGGUCGCCGCAUUUUCUCUACACGUAAAAGAAUCGAGGAAUGUAGCAGUCGCUUUUUCGAGUAAAAUUUUUACUCACAGAAAGAGGAAAAAAAGGGGAAAGUCAGGGAAUUUUUCCAUUUACCAUCAAAGCAAUUUACAUAUGGAGUCAUUUUGUGCAUUUGAGUGUGCUCCUCCAUGGACAAUCAGACGGAACAUUUGUUAUGGGAAAUGUUUUCUCAGGAUUCAAGAGCAUAGAGCUGUUGAUUUUUCUUCCUUCUUGCCUUGACAUUUUUAUGUGGUUUGGCUCUAAAAAAUGGAGUUUCCUUGUCAAAAGGGAAAGAAAGUGUGGAAAACUGUAUAUAUUCAUCAUUGAAGCGGUGUUGUAAAGUCUAA